AUGAGAAACGACUAUGCAGACUUAAAGAAAGAAGCAGAAAAGCCAGUAGAAGAUAAAAUGAACAUGUUAGAAUUUCUGAACAAAAACUAUCCAACAGCAGAAGAUUUCCUUCUAUCUGACGUCAAGAAGAAGUAUAAAGAAACCUUCGGUAUUGUUAAAACUUUUGACAUACUGACAGAAGAAAUAGAAGCUACGAAAUUGUUUAGGAUUUCAAAUAUACAUCGUACAAUUCAUGUAAAACGCUUGUGA
Messenger RNA from Trichomonas vaginalis G3, 249 nucleotides. Its product is annotated as organellar and viral DNA polymerase type B. The transcript has a single exon. NCBI's taxonomy places the organism in Eukaryota, Parabasalia, Trichomonadida, Trichomonadidae. The coding region runs from base 1 to 249 and encodes 82 amino acids. The record is from RefSeq and is a predicted model, not a curated record.